Bombyx mori (domestic silkworm) is the source of this 528-nucleotide messenger RNA. Its product is annotated as histone-lysine N-methyltransferase SETMAR-like. The record is from RefSeq and is a predicted model, not a curated record. Bases 1 to 528 code for a protein of 175 amino acids. NCBI's taxonomy places the organism in Eukaryota, Metazoa, Arthropoda, Insecta, Lepidoptera, Bombycidae. Gene Ontology annotation, molecular function: histone H3K4 methyltransferase activity; double-stranded DNA binding; histone H3K36 methyltransferase activity. Gene Ontology annotation, biological process: replication fork processing; double-strand break repair via nonhomologous end joining; DNA integration. Gene Ontology annotation, cellular component: nucleus; site of double-strand break; condensed chromosome. The transcript has 2 exons.
AUGUGUACGGCGUUGGUAUCGCAAAAGAAAGCACGGUCGGUACGUUUUUGGUUUCAACGUUUUCGUUCUGAAAAUAUCGACCUUCAGAUGCAACCCUGUGGACGGCCGGAGACCAAAGUGGAAAAUGAAGAAUUAAGGGCUAUUGUGGAAAUGGAUUCAUCACAAAACACUUCAGCUGCAGCUGCAGGCUUCGGGCAACUGCAAACCAUGAAGGAAGAACUAGCUGCUAAACAACCGAGAUUGGUCAAUCACUCUAGGCCACUGCUGCUUCACGACAACGCAAGACCACACCCUGCACAACAAACAAGCACUAAGUUAGAUGAGCCACAAUUGGAAUGUCUGCGACAUCCACCGUACGCUCUGGACUUUGUUCGAACAGAUUACCAUUUUUUCCGGAAUUUGGACAACUUCUUACAAGGAAAAAAUCUCAAAUUCGAUGCGGCAGUCCAAACCGCCUUCAAAGAGUUUAUUGACUCUCGCCCCCAUGGUUUUUUUAGUAAAGGGAUCAAGGAACUACUUAUGGGAUGA